AUGGCCGGCCGUAUACGGGUAAAAAUGAGUUCUUUGAUCAUGGCUACAACUUCGUCGUCAUCUUCGUUGAUUUCCAUGUCGUUAGAGAGCUCGUAUUCGUCGUUAAUAACAGGAGCUCCCGUAGUUAAAUGUUCGGUUAAAAUCAGAAAAAUCUCAGGUUUCAUCACGGCCCAUUGGUUACUGUUAGCCAGUUUUUCUAUGGUGAUGAAAUUGGACCCAAACAUAACCGACUUGAUGCCAUCGACAGAGAAGAGCUUUACCGCCAAAGGACUACGCGCUGCCUCUCUUCCACUUAAAAAUUCCAACGUUUCGUUUUCUUUCAAAAUCGACAUUGAAGGGAGAAAUUUAAGAGCAUGUUCAUUAGGAGUGUCGGCCGUCUGGAUGAACAAACUACGCACAAAAUCAGCUCGAAGAGACCGAGCCGCACGGCUGCCGUUAAAAAAGCGUCCUGAUAUACCUCUUAACAUGUUGUCUAUAUCUAUUGUGAUUUCUCAGCGAUCCGGAACCAUGUCAUCACCGCGGUGCACCCACAGAGUACAGUACUUGUACCAAAGCACCAACUACCUUCACCAAUAUACUCACUCGUCAAACAAAAUCUUCUCAAACAUCGAAAC
Messenger RNA from Meyerozyma guilliermondii ATCC 6260, 614 nucleotides. RefSeq lists its product as uncharacterized. The record is from RefSeq and is a predicted model, not a curated record. Lineage: Eukaryota; Fungi; Ascomycota; Pichiomycetes; Serinales; Debaryomycetaceae. The transcript has a single exon. The annotation marks the transcript as partial.